This is a messenger RNA of Arachis stenosperma, 6760 nucleotides long. RefSeq lists its product as uncharacterized. The record is from RefSeq and is a predicted model, not a curated record. NCBI's taxonomy places the organism in Eukaryota, Viridiplantae, Streptophyta, Magnoliopsida, Fabales, Fabaceae. Bases 80 to 6547 code for a protein of 2155 amino acids. The transcript is spliced from 26 exons.
GGUUGAGAUGGAUGAGGUAUUAGGUUGGUAGUUACUAGCUAGGAAGGAAGAAGGAAGAAGAAAGAAAGAGAUUAGAGAGAUGGAGGUGGAGUUGGAGCCUCGAGUGAAGGCUCUUCCGUACAAGGUGAAAGCCAUGUCCAGGGAGUCCCCUUCUCAGAAGGCACUUCACGUUCUCGACACCGACCUCCGCACUCACUGGUCCACCGCCACCAACACCAAGGAGUGGAUUCUUCUCGAACUCGAUGAGCCUUGCCUAUUGUCACACAUACGGAUUUACAACAAGUCUGUACUUGAGUGGGAAAUUGCAGUUGGAUUGCGUUACAAGCCAGAGACGUUUCAGAAAGUUCGACCACGUUGUGAAGCACCUAGACGUGACAUGAUCUACCCUACAAACUAUAUUCCAUGUCGAUAUGUGAGGAUAUCUUGUUUGCGUGGGAAUCCCAUUGCCAUUUUCUUCGUUCAGCUGAUUGGAGUUUCUGUGGUUGGUCUUGAGCCCGAGUUUCAACCAGUUGUUAAUUACUUGCUACCACAUAUUAUAUCACACAAACAGGAUCCUCAUGACAUGCAUCUCCAGUUAUUGCGAGACUUGACGAGUCGGUUACUUGUAUUUCUUCCACAACUAGAGGCAGACCUUACAACCUUUCCAGAUAGUCCAGAGUCUAGCCUACGCUUUAUAUCCAUGCUUGCGGGUCCUCUUUAUCCCAUUCUUCAUGUGGUGAAUGAACGGACUUCUUCAAAGCCUUCAGGAAAUAUCACAGAUCUUGAUAUCUCCAAAAGUAGUCAACCCUCGACAGCUUUAACUGUUUCCUCUAACUUUGAGCCUAGGAGAUCACGAAGUACAUCACCUCUUAUCUUGUCUGCACAUCGAGCCAUAGUUUUUAGGCCAGAUGCAAUUUUUGUGCUACUGAGGAAGGCAUAUAAAGAUUCUGAUCUUGGAUGUGUUUGUAGAACGGCAGCUAGAAUUAUGCAGAAGUUCAUAAACCCUGAUACCGAUCAAAAUGUAUCUAACCCUCAAAAUGAUAUAUUAUCUAUUUCGGAAGAAAAAUCAAAACUUGAACUGUCGAGUUCUUUCACCUUAUUUGACUAUUCAAGCCUCUUCGGUGAGGAGUUCCGGAUGCCAGAUGAGCCUUGGGAUUGCAGUUAUCUUAAUAUAUUGGAUAUUGCAGCACUGGAAGAAGGAAUCUUAAAUGUUUUAUUUUCUUGUGCGUCACAGCCUGUCCUUUGCAGCAAGCUGGCAGAGAGAGCUUCAGACUUUUGGGCUGUGCUGCCACUUGUACAAGCUCUGCUUCCAGCUCUGCGCCCAUUGGUGAGCAAUCCUUUUGAAAUUGUUGAUGAGACUUUUUCGCCAUGGAAGCAGCCUAUUGUACAACAGGCCUUAUCCCAGAUUGUUGCUACAGCAACAUCAGACGCAUAUCGACCACUUCUUCAUGCAUGUGCUGGUUAUCUCUCUUCAUAUUCACCAUCUCAUGCUAGGGCUGCAUGUGUGCUGAUUGAUUUGUGCUCUGGUGUGCUAGCACCAUGGAUGACUCAGGUGAUUGCGAAGGUUGAUCUUGCUUUGGAGCUGAUGGAGGAUCUUUUGGGUGUAAUACAGGAUGCCCACAAUUCACUUGUUCGUGCUCGUGCUGCCUUGAAGUAUAUCUUGCUUGCUCUGUCCGGGCACAUGGAUGACAUUUUGGGGAAGUAUAAGGAAGUUAAACACAGAAUCCUCUUUCUUGUGGAGAUGCUGGAGCCUUUUCUUGAUCCCGCCAUUGCUGUAUCGAAAAGCAAAAUAGCUUUUGGGAAUCUUCCAGCUUCCUUUCAAGAAAAACAGGAACACAACUGCAUGAUUGCUCUAAAUAUCAUCCAUAUUGCAGUACGAAAGCCAGCUGUACUACCUUCUUUGGAAUCAGAGUGGAGGCAUGGAUCUGUGGCUCCUAGUGUGCUUCUCUCCAUAUUGGAACCGCACAUGCCAUUGCCACCUGAUGUUGACCUCUGUAAGUCUGCCUCCAAACCAGCAGAACCAGAAACUUUAUUGUCACCACUCUCAUCUGUUUUUAAUGGUAGUAGUGGUUUCUCUAAGCCAAAUGGGCAAGAUGAAUCUGAUGGAAAAUCAGAUGUUUCAGAAACAGCAGGAAAAUCUGAUUCCAUUGAAGACCGCAAUCUACUUUUUGCCCCACCAGAAUUGCAGAAUAUUGCCUUGACCAAGUUUUCUAGCAUUCCUAGUCAAAAUAAUUCUGUCGCAAACUUUGGGGAUAUGAGCGCCGAAUCAAGUCAAAUGGUUGAAAAACAUUCCACUGAUGUUCUCUUGAAUGAUGGUCGGGGUUUUGACUAUUUAAACUUGCAAGCAGAUUAUUUUCAACUUUUGAACUACCAUGAUUGUGAGCUUCGUGCUUCUGAGUUUAAACACUUGGCUUUAGAUUUUCAUUCUCGAAGUGAUAUUACUGUUGAAAGCCAUGAUGCUGCAAUUGAUGCAUUGUUAUUGGCUGCAGAAUGCUAUGUAAAUCCUUAUUUCAUGUUGUCUAUUGGAGCCUCUUCAAAACUUGUGGACCUUUUCAACAUCAAUGCAAGGAAAACAUUGCAGUUUCACAAUAUUAAGCAGUUAAAUAAGGCUUCUGGAACGAAUAAAGCUAAUUUGGAAACAGUAGCAAAUUUAGAAGGAAAAAGAGAUAAACUUGUUUUUCACAUACUGCUUGAGGCUGCUGAAUUAGAUAGAAAAUAUCAUUCAACAGUAUCUGAUGGUGAAGAUUGUCCUUAUUUUACUGAGGGAUUUGAUGAGCAGGUUAUCAAGCUGUCUCCACAUGAUAUACAAUAUGCUGAUGCUCUUACAUUGGUUCGACAAAACCAAGCUUUGCUAUGUAGCUUCCUAAUCCAACGACUGCGGCGAGAUCAAAUUUCUAUGCAUGAGAUUCUUCUGCAGAGUCUUUUGUAUUUUUUGCACUCUGGCACCAAACUGUAUUGUCCUCCAGAGCAUGUGAUAGAUAUCAUUUUAAAAUAUGCUGAAGACUUGAACAAGAUGGUGUCAUCUUUCCAUCAGCAGCUAAAGGAAGGCAGUUUGCAUUUGGCACAAGAAAGAACACAAGGGGUAGAGCGACGUUGGUUGCUGCUGCAACAACUUGUAAUUGCUUCAAGUGGUGGAGAUGACAAGGAAAAAUUAAUAACAAAAAUCCAGAAUAAUUGCCUGUCUGGAAACUUAAUUCCCUUUUCUGCAUGGAUGCAGAGAAUUUCUCAGUUCUCUUGUUCACCAUACCCUUUGGUUCGAUUUUUGGGUUGGAUGGCAGUAUCUCGCAAUGCAAAACAGUAUAUGAAGGACAGAAUGUUCCUUGCAUCAGAUCUGUCUCAGCUAUCACACUUACUUUCGAUUUUUGCUGAUGAUCUUGCUGUCGUUGAUAGUGUUGUCGAUGGAAAGUAUAAAGAUGUUAAACUUGAAGAUUCCAGGGGCGAACAUGAUUCUUCAGCUAAAAGAGAGUUUGAACAGUGUAAUCAAAACCGUAAGGACAACUCUUUCCGCGCAAUCUAUCCUGAGCUCUGGAAGUUCUUUCCUAGUGUGAAAAAGCAAUUUGAAACUUUUGGGGAAGCUAUUUUGGAAGCUGUUGGUUUGCAACUGAGAUCUGUUUCUUCUGCUCUUGUGCCUGAUGUUCUGUGUUGGUUUUCUGAGUUGUGCUCGUGGCCAUUUUCAUUUGCUUCUUCAAUUGGUAAUGAAAAUUUAAAGGGCUAUAAUGCAAAGAAUGCAAGAGCUAUAAUCCUCUAUAUACUUGAGUCUAUUAUAGUUGAGCACAUGGAAGCCAUGGUUCCCGAGACACCUAAAUUGGUGCAAGUGUUGGUUUCACUCUCAAGUUCUACAUACUGUGACGUUUCAUUUCUUGAAUCUGUAUUGCGUAUAUUGAGGCCUAUCAUUUCAUAUUCUUUGUCCAAGAUCUCACAUGAUGAAAGGUUGUCGGAUGGUGAUUCCUGUCUUAACUUUGAGGAAUUAUGCUUCAAUGUUCUAUUUGAUAAAAUUAAGCAGAAGAAUGAGAUAGAAGGAAAUUCUGAUGAUAAUGGGUACAAUGUAGCACUGGCUAUAUUUAUUUUGGCAUCAAUUUUUCCUGACUUAUCUAUUCAUUACAAGAGAGACUUUUUGCAGUGUUUAUUAAAUUGGGCAAACUUUCCUGAUAUCGAGCCAACCACUUCUUUCUAUGAUUAUCUAAGUGCAUUUCAAUGUGUUAUGGAUAACUGCAAAGUCCUGUUAGUGAAUACAUUAAAAGCCUUUGGUCUUAUUCCUCCUCAGCUGCCUCCUUUCCACCAUGCGAAUGAUGGGGACAUUUCUGAUGAUAACUCAAAGCCAAAGUCAUGGUUUCUUAGUGAUGUCUCUAACACAAUAAUUGAGAAUGAUGCUCAUAAGAUUGAAAUGAAUAAUGCUAUUGAUGAUGUUGAUCAGUGCCAUUUGCAUUCUGAUGAUCUAGAGAGCUUUUCCAAAGACUUAGAGGGUCUCAUUAAUGAGCUUAAUCCAGCUAUUGAGCGCUGCUGGAAUCUUCAUCAUCAGCUAACCAGAAAGCUGACAAUAAGUGCAGCAGAGUGUGUUGUCUAUUUAAAAUCUUUGACAUCAGUUUCUCAAAAGUUUAAGAGUACUGAAGAUUAUGAAAAUUCUUCCCCUGUUAAAUCAUCUGAACUGUCCACACAUCAUUGGACAACAGGUCUUGAAGGCCUUUCUGAAUUGAUCUUAAUGCUCCAAGAAAACCAUUGCUGGGAAGUUUCUUGCUUGAUAGUUGAUUGUCUACUUGGAAUUCCCAGUGGCUUUCGCCUGGAUAAUGUGAUAGGCACAAUUUGCUCUGCAAUCAAGAAAGUGUGUUAUAGUGCCCCGAAAAUCUCAUGGCGAUUGCAGAGUGAUAAAUGGCUAUCUUCUUUGAUUGCGAGAGGUAUCUAUUACAGUCAAGAAACUGAACUUCCUCUAAAAGAACUAUUCUGUAUAUUGCUGGGCCAUGCUGAGCCUGAGCAACGAAUUAUAGCUAUUAAACAUUUGGGAAAACUUGUUGGCCAGUACACCAAUGGAGAAAGAGCAGUUAUAUAUUCUAAAAUUUGCAGUGACUUGGUUCCAAAUAAGGUUUCUGUAUCUGUUCCAGAUCAUGUUCUCUCUCAUCUGGUUUCCAAUACAUGGGAUGAGGUCGUUGUGCUGGCAUCAUCUGAUUCCUCAUUACAAAUAAGGGUUCAUGCAAUGGCACUUCUUUCAAAUUACAUUCCAUUUGCUGAGCGUCAAAAGCUUCAAUCUUUUCUUAUGGCAGCAGAUACUAUUUGUUGUUUGCAUAACUCGCAACAAGUGCAUGAUGGUCCUGUCCUACAACUUUCAUUGGCACUUAUUGCUUGUGCUUGCUUGUACUCACCAGUUGAAGAUAUUUCUUUAAUUCCUGAAAAUGUAUGGAGAAGUAUUGAGGAGUUAGGCUCAACAAAACAUGAUGGCAAGCUUGGGGACAUAGAGAAAAGGACUUGUCAAGUUCUGUGUAGAUUUAGAGACGAGGGAAAUGAGGCCAAAAUGGCCCUGAAAGAAGUAAUUUCGUCAAGUUCUCCAAAGUAUUGUGAUCCAGAAUUUGCCAACACCCGUGAAUCUAUUCUCCAGGUCCUUUCCAACCUAACAGCCGUUCACUCAUACUUUGAUAUAUUUUCAAAUAAAAUUGACCAAGAUGAUAUGGAGGUAGAGGAGGCGGAGCUUGAACUAGACAUUAUACAGAAGGAAAAUACACUACCAAAACAGACUAAGGAUGCCAAAGAUGGUAAUCAGAUUCAAAGUCUACCCGCCUUGGAAAAGGAUGUUUCACGGCUUCAGCAAAUCAGAGAGUGCAUUCGUUCCCUAGAAAAGUCCAAGCUCAAAGAAGAUAUUCUAGCUCGUAGGCAAAAGAAACUACUUAUAAGACAUGCCCGCCAAAAGUAUUUAGAAGAAGCAACUCUACGGGAGGCAGAACUUCUUCAAGAACUUGAUAGGGAGAGAGCAGCUGAAAUGGAAAAAGAGCUAGAGAGACAGAGGUUGCUGGAAAUAGAGCGUGCUAAAACAAGGGAACUGCGUCACAAUCUUGAUAUGGAGAAGGAGAGGAAUACACAAAGAGAACUCCAGCGUGAAAUAGAGCAAGCCGAAUCAGGACUUCGAACAUCUCGACGGGACUAUCCUUCCUCCACUCACAGCAGUAGACCCCGGGAAAGAUUUCGUGAGAGGGAAAACGGAAGGUCUGCUAUCGAAGGCAGCACUAGAGCUGGAUCUGGGAGCUUACAGCCGGAAAUUCCCUCCACGAGUUCAUCAAUAGGAGGCUCACCAUCAAUUGUUGUUUCCGGGUCCCGGUCAUUUCCCAUCCAGCCUACCAUCUUACGAUCUCGUGAUAGCCAGGAUGACAGCAGUAGCUUAUACGAAGAAAAUGCUGAUGGAAGCCGGGAUUCGGGGGAUACCGGCAGCAUUGGAGAUCCAGAAUUAGUGUCAGCUUUUGAUGGCCAAUCUAGUGCAUAUGGUUCCCAAAGGCAUGGUUCAAGGGGAAGCAAGUCAAGGCAACUUGGUGAACGAAGAGAAAGGGAUAACAGACGUGAAGGAAAGUGGGAAAGGAAACAUUCAUAGCAGUAAAGAACAGGGAAUUUUUGUUCCCUGAUUACUAAUUAGGGUUUAUAUAUGUGCCAUACUAAGCCCUCCUUGUGGUUAGUUAUUUGCUUUUGUGGGGAAACAUGAUCGUGUUACAUGCUUUUGGGGGACUCUAAUUUUGUACAAUGUGGAUGUUUGUCUAGUAGUUGAUACUCAUCGGCAUGUAUAUAGAGAUCUAUUUAUUUGCUUAAA